Messenger RNA from Trichoplusia ni (cabbage looper), 1554 nucleotides. RefSeq lists its product as uncharacterized. The transcript has 2 exons. NCBI's taxonomy places the organism in Eukaryota, Metazoa, Arthropoda, Insecta, Lepidoptera, Noctuidae. The record is from RefSeq and is a predicted model, not a curated record. Bases 421 to 1413 code for a protein of 330 amino acids.
UGUAAUAUGACAACAACAAAAAAACAUUGAUCAAUGUUAAUCAACUAGGUAUUAAUACGGUAAUAAAUUUGAUGGGCGUUUUUGCGGUAUGUGUGCGGAACCCUCAGUCACCAGUUUCGAACCGCAUUUGGCCAGUUGUUUGUAAUCCUGUGUCAAUUCAGCGGGUUUUCUGUUAAUUGAACUCACCGUAAGCUGUGUUAACAUACACAUAAGUUAUUGUAACAUACCAGUAAUUACUUAGUUUCUAGUCACUCGUACAUCGUGUAAUGGUCUUAAUGGGUCGUUUUCAUAAUUUCUAUCAACGAUUAAGUCUUGCUUAUAAAAUUAACGCAAAAACAAAAAUAUUUGAAAACGUGAACGAGACAAUUUCGAAUUAACGCCAAAAAUAAUGAUAUUCUACAAUAACGUAUAAAAGUCACAAUGACGCCGUUUAAUAAAAUUCGCAAAAGGUUGUUCUUGAAGAAGAAAAAUAAUCAAAAUACCAGAAAUGAUAUUACAGUUGUUGAAGUUAUGUUGAACAACUUAGUCGAUAAAGACAUACAGUCACUUCUUCUGCCUCUAAACUUCGCAACGAAUAUCAUCCUAUGUCCUAAGUACCGCAUCAAAGACAACUUCAUAACCCCAAAUCAGUUUGUGUAUACCAUAACAGCAAUAUUAGUAGCAUGUGCGGUAGCUAGCUUUUUUAUCUACCGUCUUUAUAUACUAGUAAAUGUGAUGAGAAUUGUAACAAUAGUGUAUUUCGAACUAAUUUUUGAUGUCUGUUUUUAUGUUAUUGGCUUCAUUUUCACUUUCAUUUUGAACGUUAUUCAGAGUAAUAGAAAUAUUAAUUUCAUCUUAACCUACCAAGACGUUCAUAGGUAUCUCAAAAUGGGGGGCAGCAUGAAACGUUUUGUUUUUUGGAGUUGGAUGACUAUCUACACAUCCUCUUUUUGUUAUUGCAUCAUGAUCUUAUACUUUGUCUUCGUCCAACACUUUCCUCAUUACCUUUGGAUUAAUACUAUAAUUUCUAGUUUUUAUGAUUCCAAUAUUUGGAAUGCUAUUGUGUUCGUUCAGAUCUUAAAUGUUAUGCUAGGUAAAUGGAAAAAUAACCUUGAUCAUGGUUUAUAUGGCGUAGACGAAGUAAAUGUUGGAAAUAUGUCACAGGCAUUUGUUAAUAUUUUGAAUUGCUAUAACGAAUACGUGAGAUUAUUUCGAAACGUGAUACUUUAUUACGUCGUUGAUAUGAUAGCACAUGGGCUGCUUUUCAUAGAAAUGGUUUUAGAAAUGUUCAAGAUUAGCAAUAACUUUGUGAGUAUACCAACAAAACCAUGUUUGUAUGAAAAAAAGACAUAUUAUAACUACAAAAACAUAAGGCCCAUCCCAAAAAUAGCCGAAAUAGUAAAAUUACUUGAACAGUUGUAUAUAAAAAUAUAACAGAGUGACGGCGGUGGUCACAGACCUAACCUACAUUGCUCUUCAUGACCCUUGUUCGACCCUCACGUAGGACAAAUUAGUAUUGUGUGAUACACGCAAGGUUCUGGAGUCAGAAGAGAAGAGUCUGGGUGUCUUUGUGCA